Molecule: messenger RNA, 6591 nt
Organism: Centruroides sculpturatus (bark scorpion)
Lineage: Eukaryota; Metazoa; Arthropoda; Arachnida; Scorpiones; Buthidae
Product: embryonic polarity protein dorsal-like
Exons: 10
Coding region: 35-1591 (518 amino acids)
Biological process (GO): cellular response to stress; non-canonical NF-kappaB signal transduction; innate immune response
Cellular component (GO): cytoplasm
Molecular function (GO): DNA-binding transcription factor activity; DNA binding
Source: RefSeq, a predicted model, not a curated record
AUUUACUGAUACCAAUGGUGAAUUGACAAGCAAUAUGAACUUGCCUAGACAAGAGUCAAUCACUAUUGAAGAUGUUGAUGAAGUUAUCAGAGGACAACAACCCGGGCAGUCAGAUGAGAUGUGUAAGUCUAAACUCUCAUCAGCUAUUCCAAGAAUUGUCAUAUUAGAACAGCCUGCCAGUAGAUCUAUAAGAUUUCGAUAUGAAUGUGAAGGGAGAUCAGCGGGAAGCAUACCUGGAGUCAACAGUACAUCAACAAAUAAAACAUAUCCAACUAUACAAAUACAAAAUUAUUCUGGAUCAGCUGUAGUUGUAGUUUCUUGUGUGACAAAAGAUCCACCUUACAGAGCACAUCCAAAUAAUCUAGUGGGUAAAGAAGGUUGCAGACAAGGAGUAUGUACUGUAAUAAUCAACAAUAGUGAUAUGACAUACAGUUUUACAAGUCUAGGAAUUCAAUGUGUUAAGAAAAAGAAUAUUGAAGAGUCAUUAAAACUUCGCGAAAACAUAAAAGUAGAUCCAUUUCUAACUGGAUUUUCUCAUUCUUCAAUUAUUAAUGAUCUUGAUCUAAGUUCUGUACGGUUGUGUUUUCAAGCAUUUAUUAAGGGACCAGAUGAUAAGUACACAGUAUCUUUAACCCCAGUAGUUAGUGAUAUCAUAUAUGAUAAAAAAGCUAUGUCAGAUCUUUCUAUUUAUAAACUUAGUCAUUAUUCUGCUCCUGUUUCUGGUGGAACUGAAGUUAUUAUGCUUUGUGAUAAAAUUGUUAAAAAUGAUAUUCAAAUAAGAUUUUUUGAAGAAAAAAAUGAAGAAGUUGUUUGGGAAGGGUGGGCUGAAUUUCAGCCUUGUGAUGUUUAUCGAUUGGUAGCCAUUUGUUUUCGCACACCUAGAUAUCACGACGAAAGUGUAAAAUAUCCUGUAAAUGUAAACGUUCAGUUAGUUCGGCCAUCUAAUAAUGAAAAAAGUUUACCAAGGCCUUUCCAGUUACUACCAUUAGAACCAGAUCCUGAAGGUUUAGUACGCAAACGUCUUAAAAUAGAAGGUGGAUGUUUGCAUAGAUUUUAUAUGAGUAGUAACGAAAAGACAGAUACUGAAGAAGUAAUUGAAACAAAACCUGUAAUUGUCCCAAGAAUGAUAAAGCAUGCGAUCAGAAAUAGACCAAAAACUUCAGGUGCAGAUGAAGUUGGAUCUUCUGAAUGCGGUAGUGCUAUGUAUGUGCAGAGAGAUCAUUCAAAUCCAGUUUGUACGACUUCUAGCAGCAUAGAUUCCGGAAUAAAUCUUCCUACAGCGAGCGGAGGAUCAUCAUCGAAAAAUGAAUCUUUCAUUGUCAACAGUACUCAGGAUUUUUUGGCAAUCGCCACGCAAUGCUUGGGAGAGGUGCCGACCACCUUCGACCAUCUGACCACUGAGGGCAACAUCCUUGAAGCAACGGAAAAAAUUGAUAGCUUAGAUCUUGGAAUAGACCCCGUAGAAUUAUUGAAUCUAGAUCCUUCUAUAGGAGAAAAUAUGUCUAUAAAUUUAUCUUCAAGUUUAUUCGACAGUGAAAAUCAGUUAGAACUACCAUUGAAUAUGGAUAACGUUAUGCAGCAGAAAGAGUGAAGUUGCCUUACAUUACCAAUUCAUUGUCUUGGUAAGGAUUAAUUGCAACUUUAUUGAAAACUAUCUGUAAGUAAAAAUGUGUGCUAUGUCAUUCAUUAAUUGCAUAAAUCAUUUGUUUGCUAUCAUUGUAUUAUAUGUGGAUUUAAAUAGGAUAUUGUUUUGUUAGUAUUCAUCUUAUACAUACUAUACAUCAUUUAUAAGGAAAAUUAAAAAUUUCUAAAUUGAUAUAAUUUGAGAAAUAUAAAACCGAAACGGUACGACAGAAAAGUUAUUGCUCAAGAAACGGUUUAUAAGUUUUAUAUAAUUUACAGUAUUUAAACUGAUGUUCUAUUUAUUUGCCAAUUUAAUGAGUUAAGUUAAUGCUCAAAUAAUUUUAUGCACUUUCUAAAAUUUUAAUUUAAGAAUUUUUAGCAAUGCUUAUGUUAGGUUAAUCUAUACACAUUUUUAUCAAACUACUUUAAUAUAAGUCGACAAAAUAACAGAUUGAGGGUACAACUUAAUUUAUUUGAAAUUUUUAAGUAGUUUAGUUUAUAAAUUUUUAAUAAAAAGAAAAAAAUAAGAGUGAUCGUUUGUGUCGAAAAUAAUUUCAAGAAAGUGUACAAAUUUUUACUAUAGAAAGUUAUGAAUAUAACCAAUUCAUAGUAUCAAAUUGAAAAUUCCUAAUAGAAAAUUUUAAUUAAUUGUUUCUAAUUUAUGUAAUUUUUGAUGUUUACUUUCAAUUAUGAAAUUUAAAUAUUUAUUUAGACACAUAAAACAAAGUAAAAUAUCUCCAAAUACAUCUUAUAUAAAAUGUGACCAUGUUAAUUAAUAAAAUUAUUUUACGAUGCAUGUAUAAAAUUUAGAAAUUUUUAUAUUGUUAUCAGUAUUCAGUAGAAUCUCUGUUAUCCAAGAUUCAAAAUAACUAUUAUUAACCACAAAAUUAUAACAUAAAAACAAACUAAUCAAAAUUUUACAUAGAAUUAACUGUUACUUUUACAAGUUGUUCUUAAUAACUUUGUUCGACUAACGAUUAAAGGAACAAAAGGAUUUUAUGAUAAGAUUGAAGAUGAGAGUCGAUCUCAAAUUAAAGGACUUCUGAAAGUAAAAGGAUUUUAUUCUACUGUGGUUAAUUUUGAAGAAAGGAGUCUGAGAUGUCUUAUUUUACGAGAAAUAUUUAUUAUAAAUACAUUCAUUGGUUUGUGAAAUCUAUAAACAUUUUUCAUCUGUAAAUUCUCAUGGAAAUUGUAUAUUUGACUUUGAUAACUGAGAUUCUACUAUUAGCAUUGAUUAUUGUAUAUAAAAUGUUUGAUUAGUUUAAAAUGUCAUUUAUCAUUGUUGUGUUAAAUUUUUUGAACAUUGGAUUGCAUAGUUAAUAAUUCAUAAAUAUGUGUAUAUAUUUUAUCAUUCAUAAUUGUUUUAAUAUAAAUUUAUAUUGUAUAUUAUGUUUUAGAAGAUAUAUUUCAAACAUAGCCUAGUCUUUUGUCCUCGCUGUAAAUUGCCAGUCGUGAGUAACCAUUUCUUCCCUUCCAAGAUUUAAUAUAACAAGUUGUACCGCGGAUAGCAUUCCACUCAGAAAUAUGUUAUCCUCUUUAUAGAAAUUUAUAAUAGAAGAAGCAAUCAAGAAAUGUAUCUUCACUGGAGUAUCAAUAUACAUAUUACUUCAAUUUCUGAUGCUUUUUUUAAGUAUUUUGAAACAAAAAUAAUGCUUAAUAAUUACCACUCAAAGUUAAUUAUAAAUAUUAAAUUUAUGUGAUUUACUUGUUAAAAUAGUGCAAUAAUUUUAGAUUUGAAGCCAGUUUGUUAAAAUUUGACUUAUUCUAAAAUGUAAUUUAGAUAAGUUUGUAUCGUCUUCUCCUAUCUUGCACUUUUUAGAUUGGUUUGUUGUUAGUAGACACUUCAUCCGACAGUUUAAUGUCAAAAUAUAUUCAUUUUAAACUAAGAACAAUAUCACAAUCUUGCACAAUAACAGCACUCUUUUUAUUACGAUUUAUCACAGUACAAUUUGAGAUACCACAGAACAGAUAAUUCAUCUAUUCUCUUACAAUUUGCAAGAAAUAUUCUUGGCUAGUUUUUAAUAUUUUCACCCUCACCCAAAUCACUUAUCGUUAAUUUUUUUCAUAGUUUUAAAUUAUAUUAUGUCCUACACUUUGCAGAGUGUAGGACAUAAUAUAACAACUCCUAGUGUUCUAAAUAUUAAAGUAAGCUGUGAUUAAAGUUCAACAAACAAUAAAAAAUGUUUACAACUUAUUGGAGCUUUGAUUCAACUGUAAGAUCAAAUUCAAAUUGAGAUGCCUAUUUAUUGCUAUUAAGUUUUAGCAGCAAGAUGAAAAUUGAUUUGGUAAAAAAUUUAAUAAAAUCAAUAUUUCUGCUAGCAGCUUAGUAGCUUUAUAAAGAUGAGAGAAAUGUUUGCACUAUUAAAAUGAAAAUUUUUUAUUUAGAAGCAUUCCAAUGUGACAUUGUUCAUCAAUCUUGUUAUCUUUUUAAGUUGACACCAUGAAUUUUUAGUCUAGCAAAGGCAUAAUCUACCACAAACUUAAAUGAAAUGCUUUAAUGGAGUGUAAACUAAUACAGUGGGACUUCUAUUUAUGAGUAUUAGAUUUAUAAGAAUUUGAUAGAUUGAGCCUUUUCUUUUAUGUAUCUUUAUCAUUUGAGAUGAAAUAUUUGACAAAACAAGUGACAGCUGAUAAUUAUCAAAACAGUUUCGCAAGAGUGCAACAAGAUUGAAAUUCUUCCCACACAUUAAGGUUCCGUCCCCAUUUUCUUUGUUUCAUUUGCAUUGUGUCUGAAUCACAAAACAUUAGAUGCCAUCAUUAUUAUUCAACGAAGAUCUGUAACAAUCUGCUUGCUUCUCCAGCUUGCUCCCCAUCGGCUUGAUUAUUCUAAUUAGUUUAAGUGUAAUAAGAAUGAAGGAAACUUUUUGCUUUGCUGCUCUCAACAUUGCUGUAUUGUUGAAAAUUUGUUUGGAAGUUUAAUCUGAAUCCGUGAUCUGGGGUAGGACAGCUCAAUACAAUAUAUUUGUAACUUUUGCAUGUUUGUAUAUUAACAAUGAUGUUUGUAUUGUAUCACAAAAUAUGUAAUUUAAGCCCAAUUUUUAUAAAUUAAGAGUCUUUUGCUAUAAAAGAUUAUUUUAGUACAAAUACAAUUUAAACUUUGAUUGCAAAUAACUUGAAAAAUCUAGACUUUUGCAUGUAUUAGAAAACACUACUAUUGUAACUAUUUUAAAAUACUGUUUAGUCUUGUAAUUAAUUUUCUCAGUUUCAUGACUCUGAAAAUAAUAACUAAAAAUGGUGAUGCUGAUGAUUCAGAAAGUUAAAUUAUGAAAUAAACUCUGUAUUCUAUUGUUGUCACCAACAAAAUAAUAUACUCUGAACAUCAUCUAAUGUUUAAUAUCUAUAAAUUUAUUCUGCAAUAACACUUGAAAUUCUAUAUAAAUAAUUUUUAGUUUCUGCUUGUUAAUAUAUCUUUUUGAGCUAUGUACCUGAAACGUGCUGCUUAAUUAAUACAGUUGAAAAUGCUCAUUUCUGCCAAUGAUAAGGUUGUGAACUUUUUAAAUAUUGAAGCUGUAAAAUUUUUGCUAUUUUCACUUAAAUUUGGCAAUAAAUUGUAUAUACUUAAAUUUUUCAUUCGGUGAUAAAUUGUAUAGUCAAGAAGUCAAAUUCUCAUUUAAAAGACUAAUUUUUAAGCCAUAAAAAAUCUCCAAGGUCAGUAUAACAACACAUUUCAGUUCUAGUCUGUUGAAAUCAAAGUCAACUUCUACAGUAAGUAUGAGCUUAAACUGGAAUUUUGAAUUAGAUUGACUUAAUAUAUUAUACAGUCAUCGCAAUUUACAAACAGUGUACAAACAGUAAUUCCUGCUUUACAAUUCCUUGUGUUUGCAAUUGGCAUUAAUGUUCUCUUGUGAUUUAUGAAAUGGCAUAUUUACAUGCUAUGUAUUUUGUCAUUGGCCAUCUUCGUGUGAUAUCGUAUAAUUUAAACUGCAUUUUCACAAACGGAACUUCAGUUUAUAACACUAAGCCUCUGUUUAACUUAUAUUGACUUACUUAAAAACAGAUCUCCGGAAGCUAAUUAAUCGGAGAUUACCUUAAACUAAACUCUGAAGAUACUCCAGCUUCGGUGUUUUUGAUUGCUUCAUCUAUUAUAUAUAAUUAUAUAUAUAUUAUAUCAUAUAUUAUUGUAAUAAUUAAUCCAUAACAACAAAGUAUUAUCAUUAUAAUUUGCUUUGUGGAUAAAUCAGUUUAUAUACGGAAACAUUAAAUUACUUCUAAGUAAAACAGUAACGCACAAAACUCAUUGCAUGUCCUUAAAUCUACCGCAAUUCAUGCUUCAGGUCAACACUGAAAUAACCAUUUAAUUUGUUUGGAAUUAUUUCUAUUAAAAGAACUGACAUAAAUUAAAUAUAACUUAGAAGUGUUAAAAAAAAAAAUAUAUAUAUAUAUAUAUAUUAUAUAUAUUUUCACAGCUAGAGUUUACAUAUCAAAUGUUUACUUUAAACUUGGAAGCAAAAUGUAUGGAUGUUGAUAGAUACAAGUAGUGUAAUUUUUAAAGAAAAUCAAAUUGUUUUUUAAAUUUUAAAAUGAAUAUUUACAGAGAAUAUAUUUUAAAUUUUGUGUUCAUUUUUUGUUUUUUUUUGAAUGGUAGAGAUUUUUUCAUAAGGGGAAAAAACUAAUGUUAUAUGAAGAAAGGUACAACAGAAAUUGGAAUUUUUAUUGUUAAAACAAAAGCAAAAUUUAGAAAAAAGUAGAUGUAACGUUAAAAAGUAUGUUUUUAUUGUAAAUUUAUUGUUUUUGCAUUCUUUUGUUCACCCUUUUCGACAAUAGAAAAUUAUGGGCGAUAGUUGUUAAUUAAACAAUUAGAAGUGCAAAUGUUAAUGCAGGUAUCUGCUUGAAGUUGAUUUGAAAUAAUGUUGAAAAGUUGUUUGCUGCUAAGUUAAAUGUUGGAUAUGCGAAGAAUAUUGGCAUACGUCAAGAUGUCUUAAUUGCCUGUUAUUUGGUUGAAUGUAAAUAAAAUACAAUGAAAUUAAA